CUUUCCAUGGUAGAAAUAAUCAAAAAAUCAUUUGAAUCGAGAACGAUUUUGGCACGUCUACAUCGCCAUAAAAUUUUUUCGCGUUUACUCGGAGAUUUCUAAAUCGCCACUUUAUCGUAUAAUUGAGUCCAAUGAAAGGCCGGAGUACAUUUGCAGUAAUUGUGUGCGUUUGCAUUUGUGUACAUAUUUGUGAAAGUGCGAGAGGAGCAGCCAGAGGUAAACUGACCAGAGGCAGAGGUCGUAUUUACAGCUCAAGUGUUCCUGUUAUUAUCCAACACAGAAAUCCGGCCGCCAAAAAUUAUUACGAAAACAAAGAUGGAGCAAGAAUAAUAAAAGCCAGUCAUUUUGAAUUGGAUUAUAUGUUAGGAAGAAAGAUUACGUUCUUCUGUAUGGCUUCAGGUUAUCCUAGACCAGAAAUUACCUGGUUCAAAGAUGGAAUUGAGCUACUGUAUCAUAAAUUUUUUCAGGUUCACGAAUGGCCAAUUGGAAAUGAUACUGUGAAAAGUAAAAUGGAAAUUGAUCCUACAACUCAAAAGGAUGCUGGGUAUUAUGAGUGCCAAGCAAACAACAAAUAUUCCAUUGAUUCUAGAGGAUUCAGAACGGAUUUUGUUAUGAUUACAUAUUAAUUAGAAUGUAUAAGUUUAAUUUUUUUAAAGUGUUUUUCAGAUAAUAUAAUAUAAAC
Diorhabda sublineata is the source of this 682-nucleotide messenger RNA. Its product is annotated as immunoglobulin domain-containing protein oig-4-like. Bases 132 to 626 code for a protein of 164 amino acids. The transcript has 5 exons. The record is from RefSeq and is a predicted model, not a curated record. NCBI's taxonomy places the organism in Eukaryota, Metazoa, Arthropoda, Insecta, Coleoptera, Chrysomelidae.